ACCUAUACAGAGUCGACCUGGAAUACGCGGAACUGUAGCUGAGAAAUUUGUUGAAUUAUUUAACUGGUAUGAAUCAGAUUUAGAAGAAGUACAGAAGAUUUAUGAAAAUAAUAAGGAGCACCCACAAACUGUACGAAAUGCACCUCCUGUAGCUGGGGCCAUUUAUUGGUCACGUCAAUUAUUAAAACGUAUAGAAGAUCCCAUGAAGAUUUUCCGUGAUGUAAAAGCUGUUACUCAGUUAACAGAGUUUGGCCGUAUUGUUAGAAUAUAUAAUAGACUAGCCACAGCUCUGGUAACGUUUGAAAGUCUAUGGUUUACACAAUGGAAGAAUAGAAUAGAUAUGGCUAAAAGUGGUUUACGUGCUACAUUAUUUGUUCAUCAUCCAGUUACUAAUAAAAUAGUCGUUAAUUCAGAUGAAAGAGUAUUAGAAUUGAUUCAUGAAGCUAAAUGGUUGACACGACUUGAAAUACAAAUACCUGAUUCAGCUAUGGGUAUAAUGCAACAAGAAGAAAGAUUUAAGAGUUAUAAAGGACAUCUUGAAUUAGUAUUAAAUGAAUAUAAAACAGUAUGUGAAUCUAUACCUGAAUCAUUACGUGAUUUAUUUACACCUCAUAUAGAGAAUGUACAACAACAAUUACAACCAGGUCUUAGUACAUUAGCCUGGAACAGCAUGAAUAUAGAUGCAUUCUUACAUCAGAUCCAUACAGCUACAUCGAAACUAAAGAAUAUACAGGAGAAAGUCAAUGAUUUAAUGAAGAAUAAAGUUAUUGGUGUUAUUGAUAUUAUAAACAACUUCUGUCUUUAUGAUAAUCGACUAGCUUUCUCACAGACAUGGUCACCAGUUGAAUUCCGUGAGGAGAUGUUAGAGAGUAUAAAAGAAAGAUCCCAACAGUUACACCAUAAUGUAGCAACAGUUGUAGAAGGUUUACAGAAUGUAGCUAAUUUACUUAGCACCAAAAAGGGUGAGAAUAAUAAGAAAGAUAAGAAGAUGUUGUUAAUUGUUGAUGAAGAAGAGGUACAGAGAGAAAAACAGAAAGCUUUAUUAGAAGAAUCAUUAGUCUUCAGAUUAAUCGCUUUUUACAGAGAUCAGGUAUUUGAAGCUGUUCUAAAUGCUGCAAGUCGAUCACUAGCAACACUAGCUGAUGCAUCAGGUUGUACUGGUGAGAUUGUACGUGCUCUGUCACCAGGUUCAGAGUUCUCUAGUGAAUGUAGCACACCAAGACCAUAUAGUAGGCAUGAAACACCAUACAGUAGAGGAGGAUCAGCCGUAUCAGAGAGACCCAAAUCAGGCAUGUCUGCAUUAUCUAAUAUGACUUGGUCUGGGGACAGUACAAUUGCAGAAGUCACAAAUUUACAAUUUGAGAUACAAGUCAAGUUUAGUAUACCAAAUAUAAUAGUUGAACCUCAGUUAGAUGUUGUACAGAAAGCUAUAACAGAUAUAUCUACUGCAAUUAUAGAAGCUAAUAAAGAUAUAACAUGGUUAGGAAUUGAUGGAGAAGAAGAUUUCUAUCCAUUAAUAACAUCAGAUGAGACUAUUGAACAAUUGAAGUUACAAUUAGCUUGUGUUAUAGAUGAAGUAGAUAGUCAUGUAAAUAAGCACCUGUUUCACUUUAGUUAUUAUAAUUUUCUAUGGAAGGAUGAUAUGCAUGGUAAUUUCUCGGAGUUUAUUAAUGCUGAUCCUGGUAUACGGGCUAUUAAACGUGAGGUAGAGAGAUUUCUAUCUAUAGAGAAGAAAGUAUUAGGUAUACCUACACUACUACCUGUUGGUCCGGUAUGUUUGUAUACGGAUCCUAUUAAAGAUGCUCUACAUGGUUUUGCUAUGGCCUGGAAGACCAAGUUUGCUACAGUAUUACAUGAAGAAGCUAAGAAAAAGUUAGAUAAUGCAGUAAGCUAUAGAGAGAAUGUAAGAAAGAGACUAGAACAGUAUGUACAGUCAUUAGAUCAGUUAAAUAGUUCACUACAUCUAUUAGAAGAUUUACGAGAUAUGGAGAAUAAAAUCGAUGGAAUAUAUCUACCUAUAGAAACCAUGUAUUCUAAACUAAGGGAAUUUGAGCUCCGUCUGCCUCGUCAUGAAGUAGAAGAGGUUGAUGAACUGCGAGAGAAGUGGCAGGAAUUGAUAGAACUCGCUGAUCAAGUACGAGAAGUGUUACUAAAGGAAAGACGAGGAGCAUUUGAACAGGAAUUAGACAAACAAGUCAAGACAUUUGUUGUGGAAGUAAUACAAUUCCGUAAUGCCUUUGAUGCUCAAGGUCCAUCAGUUCCUGGUAUUCCACCAGGAGAAGCUGUUUCACGACUUCAAGACUUUCAAGGCAGAUAUACAAUGUAUGACGCUAAACGAAAGACUCUCGAUUCUGUUUCCAAGUUAUUUGGCAUUCCUUGUAAACCUUUUCUUGAAUUAGAUAAAACUGGUGAGGAACUAGAUCUGUUGAGCCAGUUAUAUGGAUUAUUCCAGAAGUUUAUCAGGUUUGACAAUAGAUUUAGAGACACAUUAUGGGCAGACGUGGACUUAGAAGCUGCAUCUAUGGAGGUGGAAACAUAUUGGGAUGAAUGCUUAGCUUUACCAAGUAAACUCAAAGACUGGGAUGCGUACAAUGAUUUAAAGACUAAACUACAGACAUAUCUAGAAGUCUUCCCUCUACUUCACAAACUAGCAUCAAAGGAGAUUCGUAAUCGUCAUUGGUUACAAGUGAUGCAAGUAACAGGAAGUUCAUUCCAGUUAGAGGCUAAUGUAUUCAAGUUAUGUCAUCUACUAGAUAUUGAACUAAUCAAAUAUAAAACAGAAAUAGAAGAAAUCUGUAGAGGAGCUAGUAGGGAGCUAGAACUUGAAAUAAAGAUGAGACUAACAGAAGAAGAAUGGACGGAACAAGUUCUUAAUUUUGAACAUUAUAAGAAACGAGGACCCAUGUAUUUAGACAAGAUCUUUACUGAACGAUUGUUAGAACAAUUAGAAGAUGCCCAGGCUUUACUAGCCAGUAUGUUAACAUCACGUUAUAUCGGUCCAUUACGAGACGAAGCAGCUUCAUGGGCUGAGAAACUUAAAGAAGUGGCGGAAGUAUUGGAACUAUGGUUAGAAGUACAAGAUGUUUGGCAAUAUUUAGAAGCUGUUUUUAGCAAUUCUUUAGCUGUUAAGGAACUACCUCAAGAGGCAAAGAGAUUUGCCAGAAAUGAUAAAACAUGGACGAAAAUGAUGAAAAGAGCCUUUGAUACAAGAAAUGUGCUACAGUGCUGUUAUGGAGGGGAAGUACCUAGAGGUGUUGUGUUAAGACACAUGCAUGAAGAACUAGAAAUUUGUUUUAAAUCACUCGUUGGUUACCUAGAUAACAAGAGAAAAGCAUUUCCACGAUUUUACUUUGUAUCAGAUUCAAUCUUAUUGUCCAUAUUGAGUCGACCCAAUGAUCUGGAAUCUGUCAGACCUCAUUUACGGUCAAUAUUUAGUCAGAUACAUGAUGUUAAACUCGAAAAAUCUACUGACGGAGAUGAUGAAGAACUUAGUUCUGGUAGACGUCCUCAUACACCUGGUGGCAGCUCACCCCAUGAUCGUACUCGUACAUCAAGUGUAAUAUCACCACUAUCAAACCGUACUAAUACGCCACCUAAAAUAGACAAACGUCUAGCACAGGUACAUAGCUUAAACCCAGCUUCACUUCAGAAUAUACCCACUAUGUUACCAUCAGAAGGUUUAGUUGAUGAUGUCACUGUAAUGGAUGCUAAAGCCGUACAUAGUGCAGAUGGUGAAAUAUUGAUUCUACAAGAUGAGGUGAAAUUAACUGAUGGUGUUGAGUGUUGGUUAUAUAAAUUGAAAGAAUCUGUGGGUAAAAGUUUACAUGAGAUGAAUCUAAGUGUUAUACACGACUGUAAUAAUAGUAUAGUCAUGGAUGAAUGGGCUUCUAAGUAUCCAGCUCAGGUGUGUCGUAUGGGAAUGUUAUAUCAUUGGACUAAAGAAUGUGAACAAGGUAUAAGCGAUAUUAAAUAUGAUAGGAAGGCAUUACAGGGUACAUUACGUAAAUAUGUAACUCAUACCAGUAAAUUAUCAACUGUAUUAUCACGUGGAGCUUGGAAGACAAUAGAUGAAGUAAUGUUACCUGUACAUAAAGGCCGAUUAGAAUGUAUGGUUUCGGUAAGUUCAGAUCAAAACAUUUAA
Messenger RNA from Patella vulgata (common limpet), 4141 nucleotides. Its product is annotated as dynein axonemal heavy chain 8. Gene Ontology annotation, biological process: microtubule-based movement. Gene Ontology annotation, molecular function: dynein light intermediate chain binding; minus-end-directed microtubule motor activity; dynein intermediate chain binding. The coding region runs from base 203 to 4141 and encodes 1312 amino acids. Lineage: Eukaryota; Metazoa; Mollusca; Gastropoda; Patellidae. Gene Ontology annotation, cellular component: dynein complex. The record is from RefSeq and is a predicted model, not a curated record. The transcript is spliced from 23 exons.